AUGGCGAGCCUGUCGGCCAGCGAGACCGAGUUCCUGGCGGAGCAGGAGCUCAUCGCCAUUCUGCCGCACUUCCACCUGCGCGACAACAAUGGCAUGCUCAACUUCAUUAGCGGCGACUUUGGUCCGUUCCAGCCGGGUAUCACCACGCACGUGCCCCUGUGGCUCGCCAUCAUGCUCAAACAGCUCAACAAGUGCCGCAUCUUGGCGCCGUCGUGGCUCUCAGUCGACUACUUGAUGUCACGGCUGGAGCGCGAGAAGGCCAGUGACGCAUUCGAAGAGCUUCCCUUCCACUACUUGGAAGUGGCGUCUCUGUUGCUGAAGAAUGCCCCGGAGGACCUGGAUCAAGGUGAACACUUGCGCUCACUGCUGGAAGACCUGCAGAAUGUGCGUCAGGACAAAAUCCGCAACGGUCUGUCCAGAAUCGCCGGUGACGUCGUUCAGAGCGGUGGCUCCGCUUCCGUCAUUCAGAUGAACAACAUCUCUGCGCUCGAGAUCAAUUCGGUUCGGGAGUUCAUGAUUGGGUCACUGAACCAAUUCUACCGGCUCUCGCGACUCAACGCGGAAGACGACGAGGAUCUCUCCCAGUCGCAGUCGCAAUCCCAGACCCAGAACUAUUCGGAGCCGCCCUCAGGUAUGUUUGCUAACAUCGUGGUAGUUCGACGUCAAGGAGUGUUCUAA
Molecule: messenger RNA, 678 nt
Organism: Phytophthora sojae
Lineage: Eukaryota; Oomycota; Peronosporomycetes; Peronosporales; Peronosporaceae
Exons: 7
Coding region: 1-678 (225 amino acids)
Biological process (GO): double-strand break repair via break-induced replication; DNA replication
Cellular component (GO): nucleus; GINS complex
Source: RefSeq, a predicted model, not a curated record